UAUUAUUAAAUACAUUUCCGAAUUCACUUUUUUAUUAUUAUUGAUUUAGAACCAUAAAAUUUAACAGUUUUGGUUUAGCUUCUUUCUCUUCUAAUUAAGUGAUUAAUUAAUUCUAAAUUAAUUAUCAGUUUUAAAUAUCCUACCUUAGAAUUUGAUUCUAUUUUUUUAAUUCAUUAAUUUAAUUAUCCUUAAAUAGGAAUAUGUAUUCAUACUUUUAUUUCUUGUUCUAAGUUGAUAAUUGGUUUUGUGAUUUAAUUUUCUUUUAUUGGCAAUUUAAAUAAUCUAGUUGGUAUUAAAAGAGAUGAAUUUAUGGAUGAUCUAAUUUUUUAGUA
Molecule: messenger RNA, 332 nt
Organism: Paramecium sonneborni
Lineage: Eukaryota; Ciliophora; Oligohymenophorea; Peniculida; Parameciidae
Source: the annotation of a GenBank genome assembly